This is a messenger RNA of Microthlaspi erraticum, 864 nucleotides long. NCBI's taxonomy places the organism in Eukaryota, Viridiplantae, Streptophyta, Magnoliopsida, Brassicales, Brassicaceae. The record is from the annotation of a GenBank genome assembly.
AUGGCUUCACGGGUUCUGUUCUCGAGUCAAUUAACCUUCCCGGCGAAUCCGCCGCGUGAAGCCUCGAUUGCUCCGUUGACUCCUCCCCAGAAUUCACUCUCCUUCUCCUUCCGAAGUCCUGUAAACCGAUUCUCGAUGAGGAUCCGUCCGCUUGUAAGAGCUGCUUCGUUUCCUCCAACGGCAGCGGAGGUCGACGGUUCGAGAGACGAAGCAAUAAGGAGGAAGAAGCUCGCUGUUUUUGUCUCGGGUGGUGGCUCGAAUUUCAAGAAGAUUCAUCAAGGAUGCAGUGGCGAUUCAAUUAAAGGGGAUGUUGUCUUGUUGGUCACUAACAAAAAAGAUUGUGGAGGUGCUGAAUAUGCAAGAAGCAAUGGCAUUCCUGUUUUAGUAUUCCCAAAAGCGCAAUCUGAUGAUGGACUCUCUCCUAAAGAGCUCGUUGAUGUUAUUAGGAAAUAUGGUGUAGACUUUGUUCUUCUAGCUGGAUAUUUGAAACUUAUACCUGUCGAGCUGGUACAAGCAUUUCCUAAACGGAUUCUAAAUAUCCAUCCUGCGCUUCUUCCGGCUUUUGGAGGUAAAGGGCUUUACGGUAUGAGAGUGCAUAGAGCUGUUCUAGCAUCAGGAGCUAGGUAUUCAGGUCCGACGAUUCACUUUGUCGAUGAGGAGUACGACACAGGACGGAUACUUGCUCAGAGCGCGGUGCGCGUGAUUGUUAAUGAUACACCAGAGGAUUUGGCUAAAAGGGUUCUUCAUGAGGAACACAAACUCUAUGUGGAAGUUGUGGCUGCGAUUUGCGAAGACCGGAUUAAAUGGAGAGAAGACGGUGUUCCUCUCAUUCAAAGCAGAGAAGACCCUGACGAGUAUUACUAG